Molecule: messenger RNA, 4038 nt
Organism: Acanthochromis polyacanthus (spiny chromis)
Lineage: Eukaryota; Metazoa; Chordata; Actinopteri; Pomacentridae
Gene: il17ra1a
Product: interleukin 17 receptor A1a
Exons: 11
Coding region: 141-2576 (811 amino acids)
Molecular function (GO): interleukin-17 receptor activity
Source: RefSeq, a predicted model, not a curated record
CUUACGGUAAGCGGAACAGGUACUUUUUCACACAGCAGGAAGUUUAUUAACAGACGACACUUCUGGUUUACGCGGAGGCAAGACCGCAGCAGUUUGUUUGAAAUGCGGGCAGUGUGACAGUGGAAGAAGCUUCUGUAAAAAUGGUAUCUGACCGAGCUCUGUUGGUGGUAAUGUGUGUUUCGUUGUCGUCCGCGGUGAGCAUUUUAUCAGGACCUCCUCUGAGCUGCGGCCGACAGGAUUUGAAUUGUACAGUCAGCACAGGUAACUGUCUGGACAGAGGGUGGCUGAAGUCUCAUAAAUACACUCCCAGUGCUCCAGAGGAGCUGCAGGUGUCAGUGGACACCAGGCAGGAUGAGGCAGGACAUCUGCAGCCUGUACUGAACGCUACCUGGAAGCUAAGGGAUGAAGGCAGUAUCAGUUACCUGACUGCCACUGAGCUUCACGUCCUGGUGGUGCCCACCAAUCACAACCUGUGUGUUCGAUAUUCUUUCAAAGACAAACUUGGACAGAGAGAUCCAUCAAACGAAAAGUGGUCAUUCUCAGCUGACAUGCUGGUGCUGGUCCCUGGUGAGAAAUACCGGGUGUCUGUCUUCAACAUCCCCAAACCAGAGCUCGACCACACCUCCUAUGAUGUCAGCACUGAUGUCACUGUCCCUGGCUGUCACCAUCCCAAAAUGCAAAUGACCCAGUUCUGUAUAGAGACAGGAAGUCUGUGGCAGUCUAACAUCAGUGUGGCUCAGAUCACUGCAGACAGUGGAAAGUCUGCUCUGGCUGUUAGCUUCAACACAGAUAAACGGUGUGAAGAGUAUGAUGUUAUUGUCAGCUGCGACAUUAACAAACAUCCUCACAGCAUAAAAAAGAACAAUUUGACGACCCUGAAUAUGUCAUUCAUUCUUGAUAAAUGGCCAAGAUCCUGCUGCCAGUUUGCUGUUGAGGUAAAUCCCCAUUUCCCACGAUGCUGGCCGGACUGUAUCCGUCAUAAAAGAACUCAGGAUUUUUGUACCGCAAAGUCAACAGAUGCCCCAGAUGUCUCUUGGAACACAUUGAUUGCAAUAGGAGUGGUGUCUAUGUGCAUAGUGAUGGCACUUGUGAUUUAUGUCUACCGCAGGAAGUCAGAUAAAACUGCACCACAUGACAAAAGUAAGAAACAGCAGCAACAUCAGCUUAAACAACCUCCCAAAGUGCUGGUCAUCUACUCCCAGGACCACCACUUGUAUAGAGACAUAGUGCUGAAGCUCUGCAGCUUCCUCCGGGCCAAGUGUGGCAUCGAGGUGCUGGUAGACCUGCUCGACUCCACAUCAGUCAGCAUGGUGGGUCGCCACCGCUGGCUUGAGUGGCAACGGCAGCAGAUGAAAAACCCCUCUGAUAAAAUCCUGGUGCUGUGUUCACAAGGUGUCCAGGCAAAGUGGAGGGCCAUGUGUGGUCAGAGGCCAGUGACACUGAGGGAAGACAUCACCUCUCCCACAGAUGAUAUGCUCACUCCCUUUCUUAACCUCUUCCUAACUGACAUGCACCAGGCAGGUAUGCAGAGCAAGUACAUGGUAGCUUACUUUGGUGACAUCAGCAGCGAACUAGACGUGCCAUCAGUUUUUGACAUUGCCGUCAAAUAUAAUCUGAUGAAGCACUUUGAAGAGAUGUACUUCCGCAUCUUAGACAAAGAAAAGUAUGAGCCAGGUCUUGUUAACCACAUUGAGGGAAUUGGUGGGGAUGAAUAUUUCCACUGUCCCUCAGGUAGAGACCUGAAAAAAGCUAUUGAUGCCUUCCAGGCCUACCAAACGGAAAAUCCCGAUUGGUUUGAGAGGGAGUGUGUAGAAAAUGAGGAGGAAGUCAUUGCUGAAGUCAGCCCACUCAUUGACCAGCUGCAGAUCCCUCCUGUCCUAGAGUGUGUCCCUGUAAUCAGAGAUGGGCUUCCCGUUUUCAUUCAUGAGGUAGAAAUCAAUGAAAAUUGCAACAGGAUUCAUAUUCUUACACCUGAACUGAACCCAGAGCACCAGCUAUCAUCAGUGGCAGAACUUAUACCAGCAGUGAAUCCUGAGUGCAAACAUCUGUCAAGCCUGGAUGAGGUGUUGACAGAUCAUCUGUAUCCUCACAGCCCCAGUCCAGCAUCAGUCUAUAGCGCAGAGCCUGUUUUGAACAAAUUACCACCACCAAGGCAGAACUGGCUCUCCCUCAGAGAAGAACCUUUGGGUCAACUUCCUACUGAGGAUGAUGAUGAGGAUUCUUUACUGCCUAUCAAUCAACCCUUUGCCCAUUUUGACCAGAGAAGCUCAACUCCACAGAACUCUCUGGACUCAAAAUUUCCAGAGCCCUCAUGUGCAAACAUACCGAGUGAGUAUUUCCCUUCUUCUGAAAUCAGCCACCCCCAGCCUAUGGAUAUGGAGGAGGGCGAGGGUCUGGAUUCUAGAAAAGCUCCAAACAGCGGUUCAGAUCAAGGCUACAGCUCCAAAAUAUCCUCCCAGAAUGAACCCCCUUUCAAAGAGGAUCCACUCGUGAGUUUGAUGAGACUACAGCAGCAGCAGUUUCUGCAGAAUCCCAGAUACUCUGACAGAGACCCAGAAGAGCCAUAUGAACAUUAAAGCUACUGUAGGCAGAAAUCUUGAAAAUGUACAGCUCUCCCUCUGCAACUUUUUCAUAUCUGUUCUAAGCCCCUCCCAUCUGGCAAGUACAGGCUUUAAUCAUAGUCAGUCUAAAAGUCCACAGUCAUUUGUGGGCUCACCUGGGAUUUGAACCCUGUCAACCACCUAACCCACUGGACCCCAGCGUCUCUCCAUGGACUUUGACACUGAUUGCUGAAAAGCUGGGUGAUUAACUGAAAUCUCCUGUUGUGGGCUGCCUUUCCUGAAAUCUGAAAAAUCAGCCAGGAGGAGGGGCAGAAGUCUAGUUACCUUUCAGACCACUUGACAUACAAUAAGCUGAAAUGCUAGUAUGUAUUUUCUGUCCAGUGGCAUCAUAGAAAUACUGACUACACUAGGUUUAACUACGGGAUCUUCACUAAUUUUGUCUGAUAUUACAGAUGUGUGUCUGAAAUAGGAGUGUGCAAGAGCUUCAGACACUGUAUAUAAAAUUGGAUAGCGCUAUCAGUGUGGGGCUCACAUGCUACAUAUUUAAUGUUUCAUGAUGACUUUCUAAAUACUACAUCCCAAACAGUUUUGAUACAUUGUUUUUGAAGACAACAUGAUCAAGCCUUCAUAGGACUAAGAUACAGGCACAGUACACUUCAACUUUGUCAACUUUUUUCCUAUGGGUUGUGAAUGCAGUCAAGAUUCAAGUUUGAAUUCAGAAUUCAGUUUGAGGGGCACCCGUUAACUCAGCAGGUUAAGCGGAUGGCCCAUAAACAGGGGCUAUAGUCCCAGACUAUAGGGACUCUCUCUCAUUGCUGUCCUAUCAAAAAAGCUGGAAAAGGCCCCCAGAAAAUCUUUGAAAAACACCAAAAAACAUUCAGUUUGAGGCUGAAAGGUCUAACCUUUUUCUAAGGACAUGUAGAAUCCUUAUGGCAGAACUAUCAUUAUAGCAUAUAGCAUUAUAGUGUGUUGCUUUAGAAUUUUUCACGUGCUAUUUGUGUAAAAAUGAAAAUGUAAUAAUCCAACUCAGAUUAAGUCACAAGACUAUACCUGCUAGGGAAUGGCAGUGUUAUAAAGCAAUAAUUUUCCAGUCUUUGGCAUUUAUAUUUACAUGUUACUGUGUUCUAUUGUUGUCAAAAAAAAAUUGAAAUGAAGUUUUAAAGAAUUUGAAAAUGAGAACGAAAAAGGCGUCACAUCAACACCCUGGUGAAGAAAGCUUGACAGUGUCUCUACCACCUCAGACCCUUCAGGGACUUUAAGCUCCCUCUCAAGGUGCUCAGGAACUUCUACACCUGCAUCAUUGAGAGUGUUUUGGCUACGAGUAUCACCACCUGGAUGGGCAGCAGCACCCAGCAGGACUUCUUGGCCCUAAAGGAGGGUGGUCUGCUCAACUAAGAAUCUGCUGAAUCGGAAACAAUAGACUCCAUAUCAACCUGCAAAUUCUGUUCAAUAAAUACCCUGUUCAAUAUUGUAUUCA